AUGAUGAUGGAAAAUAAUAUUGAUUUUAAUAUGAAACAACGACUAGAAGACUUGCAAGUUCAAUUAGCAUUAUCGCAGGAUAAGGUAGCUCGAUUUUUUAUAUUCAAAUAUCCAAUCAAAAAAUAUUUUAGCUGCAAGUCCGAGAAAAUGUGAUUGCACAGCUGGAAGAGGAGAUUCAAGGAAAGAAAAUAUUGAUUUUCGAACAGAAUCAUUUGAUAAGUAUUUUGGAAAGUGAAGCUGCAUCACAACAGCAACAUAUGCAGGCUAUCAAAUGUGAUAAUAAUAACAAAUAUGAUACGGUAGGUUGAUUUUCAUUAAUGGGAAACAUGGAAAAUAUGAAAGUAUAUUUCAAAUGUGUUUUUCAGAAAAUUUAAAAAUAUUUCAAUUAUUAUAUUUUUAUUUCCAUUCCGUUUAAAAAAUUGUUUUUUUCAUUCAUGAUACUGGUUUACGUUAAAAAAUACAUAAAUUUUUUGAAAAUUGACAAAAAAAUUUCGACCACGGCAGGACUCGAACCUGCAAUCCCCAGAUUCGAAGUCUGGUGCCUUAUCCAUUAGGCCACGCGGCCACAUUCUUUUCCAUACAAAAUGUUCGUCACUAGAGCGAUGAAAAAAUAUACAAAAGGAAUAUUUUGUGGAAUACAAUACAUAGAUAGAAUUUUUCAUGAUAAAAUUGAUUUUCCAGUUCAGUAUUCUUGUUCGUUGGCUCUGAGUUUCCAUAACUUAACUUUUCCAACGAUCAAAAAAGUUAUUUCUGAACUCAAAUUUGGUCUUCAAAUUUUUCUCGGUUAAACAAUUUUGAGGUGUUUUACUCGUGAUUUUCCGGUUCAAAUAGUUUUAUCCCAAUUUGCUUUUUUGAUCUCCGGAAAUUUCAAUUUUUCAAAAAAAAAAAUUCGAACAGGGGCCUUUCGGGGCUGUUUAAAGUAAAAAAUAAUUCUGUUUUCAGGAAUCCCUCGCCAGUGAGAGUGAAAUCACAGUAAUCGAACGAGAAAUCGUUGCAUCAAGCAGUUCCACAUCACCAUGCUCUUCUGAAAAAUCAAUGCCAACAAGUAGCAGCGACAUUUUCCGAACUGGAGAAUGCAUAAAGAAUUGUAGAUGCCAACAUAAAUUCGAACAGGUUAGUGGAGCUUUUCUGAAGUUUUGAAUCUUUACAGACAAAUGAACCUUUUUUAAUUUGGUCUAAAUUGGAUCAGUUUCUUAAAUUAUUUGUAAAAAAAUAAAAUUACAGUUUCCAUGUUGGCGUCCGUUAGUAAGUUGAAACAUGCAAACCCUUAGCUAAUCCUGAAACUGAUAAACUCCGCUUCAAAAAACCAUUUUCCAAAAUCACCAUGUUUUCAAUCUGAAAAAUACAUUUAUUCCAGGCGAUGGUUGAGCGAGAACGACUGGAGCUGCAAAAUGAACAAUUAUUGAAACAAUGGGAGGAAGCUCUUGAAUAUGUGUCAAGUGUAAGAAUUUCUUUUAGAAAAUUUGAUCUCAGAAGUAUGAUUUUGAAGUAAAUAUCAAAAAAAAACUUUCAGGUCCAAAGGCAACUUCAAGAAGAAAUUACUCGAAAUACAACUCUGAAACAUCAAAUGAAUGAAAGAGAACGAAAUGAUAUUGUUGAGAUUCCGAGAAAUGUGAUGAACCUCAUUGCUUUCAUUGUUGUGAUUAUUGGAUUUGUCCUUUACCGUUUGUAA
This is a messenger RNA of Caenorhabditis angaria, 1672 nucleotides long. NCBI's taxonomy places the organism in Eukaryota, Metazoa, Nematoda, Chromadorea, Rhabditida, Rhabditidae. The record is from the annotation of a GenBank genome assembly.